Molecule: messenger RNA, 3361 nt
Organism: Epinephelus moara (kelp grouper)
Lineage: Eukaryota; Metazoa; Chordata; Actinopteri; Perciformes; Serranidae
Gene: slc6a17
Product: solute carrier family 6 member 17
Exons: 12
Coding region: 303-2495 (730 amino acids)
Biological process (GO): L-leucine transport; proline transport; glycine transport
Cellular component (GO): plasma membrane; synaptic vesicle
Source: RefSeq, a predicted model, not a curated record
GAGCUCCUGCGUCAGACUUUACGCACCAUGCGCCCUGUGUGACUGGAAGCUGAUUUCGCAUCUCUUUGCGCGCAGAGAUGUUGCAUACGGAGACAGUGCCUGAAUGAAGACACCCUGCACUCACUUUGGAUUCAUACUGACACGCUGACUCGGACCCUUCCGCCCUUUCUGCACACGACAUAAGAUUGAAGAAAACAGCACAACUUUAUUUUCCUGCUUCCUCCUGAUCUCUCUCCAGUCGGUCACCAGGCUCUCCUCUUCCUCCUCCGCCCUCAGCCUGAAGGAGCUCUGGUGUUGCAGCCAUGCCAAAGAACACCAAGGUGACGCAGCGGGAGCACAGCAAUGAGCCGGUCACUGAGUCUGUGGCUGACCUGCUGUCCCUGGAGCACCCCAUGGACUAUAAGAGCAGCCAGAUGAGUAUGGGUCUGAGUCCUGGCUCUACUGCUCCAGUUAAAGCUCUGAUACCGUCCCCUGACCCAGACGCCGAGGACGGCCGACCAGCCUGGAACAACAAGCUGGAGUACAUCCUGGCCCAGGUGGGCUUCUCUGUGGGCCUGGGUAACGUCUGGAGGUUCCCCUACCUGUGCCAGAAGAACGGUGGAGGUGCGUACCUGGUGCCCUACUUUAUUCUCCUCCUGCUCAUCGGCAUCCCCCUGUUCUUCCUGGAGCUGGCGGUGGGUCAGAGGAUCAGGCGUGGCAGCAUCGGGGUGUGGAACUAUGUCUACCCACAACUGGGAGGCAUCGGGGUUUCCAGUCUGAUGGUUUGUGGCUUUGUGGGCCUCUACUAUAAUGUGAUUAUCGGCUGGAGCAUCUUCUAUUUCUUCCAGUCUUUUCAGUAUCCACUGCCUUGGGCUGAAUGCCCCAUCCAGAGAAAUGGAACCCAAGCCAUUGUGGAGCCAGAGUGUGAGAAGAGCUCAGCCACCACCUACUUCUGGUACCGCCAGACUCUCAACAUCACCAGCUCCAUCGACGACACCGGCGGCCUGAACUGGAAGAUGACCCUGUCCCUGUUGGUGGCUUGGAUCUUGGUCUGCCUGGCUGUCAUCAAGGGCAUCCAGUCCUCUGGGAAGGUGAUGUACUUCAGCUCUCUCUUCCCGUAUGUGGUGCUCUUCUGUUUCCUGGUGCGAGGUCUGAUGCUGAAGGGAGCGGUGGACGGCAUCGCUCACAUGUUCACCCCUAAGCUGGAAAAGAUGUUGGAGCCACAGGUGUGGAGAGAAGCAGCCACGCAGGUCUUCUUCGCUCUCGGUCUGGGCUUCGGAGGCGUCAUCGCUUUCUCCAGCUACAACAAGCGAGACAACAACUGCCACUUUGAUGCAGCGCUCGUCUCCAUUAUCAACUUUGUUACCUCCAUCCUCGCCACUUUAGUUGUGUUUGCUGUUCUGGGGUUCAAGGCGAACGUCAUGAACGAGAAGUGUGUUGUCGAGAAUGCAGAGAAGAUUCUGGGCUUUCUAAACACAGGUGUGCUGAGCAAAGAGCUCAUCCCUCCUCACAUCAACUUCUCCCACCUGUCCGCCCAGGACUACGCAGACAUGUACGGCAUCAUUAAGGCGUUGAAGGAGGACGCCUUCGACCAGCUGGGUCUGGAUGCCUGUGUGCUGGAGGACGAACUCAACAAGGCGGUUCAGGGCACUGGCCUGGCAUUCAUCGCCUUCACAGAGGCAAUGACACAUUUCCCCGCCAGUCCCUUCUGGUCGGUCAUGUUCUUCUUCAUGCUGAUCAACUUGGGUCUGGGAAGCAUGAUCGGCACAAUGACUGGCAUCACCACACCCAUCCUGGAUGCUUUCAAGAUCCGCAAAGAGAUCCUGUGUGUGGUCUGCUGUAUCAUAGCCUUCCUGUUAGGCCUGCUGUUUGUGCAGCGCUCGGGGAACUACUUUGUCACAAUGUUUGAUGACUACUCAGCUGGUUUGCCUCUCACUGUGGUGGUGAUCCUGGAGAACGUCUCUGUCGCCUGGAUCUACGGCACUAAGAGGUUUAUGCAGGACCUGGAGGACAUGCUUGGUUUCAGGCCGUACUCUUUCUAUUACUACAUGUGGAGGUACGUGUCGCCGGCCGUCCUGGUGGUGCUCAUCAUCGCCACUGUCAUCGAGAUGGCCGUCAGUCCUGCAGGAUACAACGCCUGGGUGGAGGCUGAGGGCGCAGAGAGCUUCCACAGCUACCCUCCCUGGGCUUUAGCCAUGGCUUACUCCCUCAUUGUAGUGGCCAUGCUGCCUUUACCCCUCGUCUUCAUCGCCCGCCACUUCAACCUGAUCUCAGAUGGCUCCAAUAAGCUGUCCGUCUCCUACCGUAAAGGCAUGAUGAAGGACAUUUCUAACCUGGAAGAGCAGGACGAGCAGCGUUUCAUCCUCAGCAAGAACCCCAGCGAGGCUCCUUCCCCAAUGCCCGCCCACCGCGCUUACCUGGGCCCCGGUGGCGCCCACGAGAUGACCAACACCAACUACGGCACCAGCACCAAGACGGGCUACCAGAACAUCGGCUCGCCUGAAUCUGAGCUAUGAUCACUGAGCUCAUAGAUCCUCCCGUCCGUUAUAUCCCGGCCCUGCUUGGUGAGAGGGAGACAGAGGAAGAAAGGGAGGAACAGAGGAGGUCAAGGAGAGGAAAUCUACUGCCAGUCGUUGCAGCGUUCAUCACACCUUAACCCCCAGAGCUGAGUCACUCUAUCCCCCCUUUUCUGCCCCUACGCUCCUCGCAUACGGUUCUUCCCUUCUUCCCUGCUGUAGGAUCUGUGCUGCCAAUCCCAGCUGUAAUAAAGGGAUCAUGGGAAUAUGAGUCCCACCAGAUAUGUCGACCUUUUCCAUGUGUCAGCGUAUUACAAGGGCAGAGAAAGGAAUGAAGCUUAGAAAGGUCCACUGAGGGCUUAGAUACAGGCUUUGUUUAUGAUAAGCUCUGGCUGAGGUUAAGGUGUGUGCAAGGCUGAAAUGCUUUACUGAAUCGUGUGUUUACCAGUUUGGAGAAGGUUCUUUUUGAGACGGCUGGAUGUUCCUAGAUCUUUGAGAUCAUCAUCUCAUUCUGGUUCAGUUGUGGAGGAUUGUUAUGUGUGGGGACAGGAUGGAAGGAGAGUCAGAUAAAAAAACAUAUUUUCAUGAUCUGUAUCAAUGUAUGAGAACAUUUCUCAUCUAGAAAAACAAAAUGAUUAGAAAUGCAUCCAUAACAGUAUGUACCAAGUGAUUCUGAUAGUGUAAACAGUGUUACAAACACACAAACACAUCUUUAUUGUGCCUAUCAUGCGUCAGCAAUAAUAACCAGUCAAAGUAGGGUCCUUGUAAAACUGUGGUUCUCCUUCUAUCCCUACUUUCCCCACUGAUGUAGAAUACUGUACAUACGUGUUGUGCAAUCGUCUGAGAUGUCACCGUAAAUCGUGUAU